AUGGCGCACAGUUGGCGAGAUUGUCAGUAUGUUGGCUGGUAUGACGAGGAAAGUUUGGGAGGUUUGGAGGGCACGUGUGUCAAGACGGUGGAGACAGACCCCAAUUUCGUGAUGGGUCAUGUCAUCAAAAAUGGUUUGGAAGUUUUGGGGACUGGCCGGACAAUCAGACUUGACCAGGAGUUGGACAAGGACAUUAAAAAAAUGGUCAGUCUGGGCAAGUCUAAGAGUGUCACUGACCGGGAGAAGAAACAUGUCAACGCGGUCAGACUCUGGGCAGAGGGGGAGAUGACAGCUGCGACCCAUGUGUGGGAGGACAUUCUGGUGACACACCCCCAGGACAUCCUCGCCCUCAAGUUCGCACACGACUCCUACUUCUACCUCGGCUACCAACCACAGUGUAGGGACAGUAUAGCUAGGGUACUGCCAUCUUGGAAUAAGCGCAUGCCCUUAUAUGGAUACCUACUUGGAAUGUAUGCGUUCGGCCUGGAGGAGUGCAACCAUUAUCAACAGGCAGAGGUGACAGCACGACAGGGACUGGACAUCAAUCGGCGUGAUGCCUGGUCAACACAUGCUAUGGCUCAUGUCUUUGAAAUGCAAGGACGUUUCGAGGAGGGAAUCAACUUCAUGUCCAAUACAGAGAAUGACUGGAAUACCUGUGGGAUGAUUGCUUGUCAUAACUACUGGCACUAUGGCGUUUACAACAUAGAAAAGGGUACCUAUGACGAUGCUUUAGGAAUAUUUGACAGUGAGAUUAUGAAGAGAGCCAAGACCUCGGGAGCGUUAUUAGACGUGGUCGAUGCUGCGUCCCUUUUGUUCAGGCUUCAGAUGGAAGGGGUCAAUGUGAAGGACCGCUGGCAGGAUGUGUUUGAGAGCUGUCAGUCACAUAUCGAGGAUCACAUCAUCACCUUCAACGACGCCCACAUCCUAUUUGCGUGCCUUGGGUCAGAAAAAGUGGAGGAGUCAAAGAGAUUGAUUGACACACUGAAAGAUUUCGUUAGGAAUGGGAAGGGAGAUAACCGGCGUAUAUCGGAGGAAGUAGGCGUGCCGUUGUGUGAAGGAAUACUGGCGUAUGAGAACGGAGAAUAUGCGCGGGCAGUAGAUCUGAUGUACCCUAUAAGGUACAGGAUCAUUACUAUAGGAGGCAGUCACGCACAGCGGGAUGUCUUCAAUCAGUUACUCAUCCAGGCAGCGAUCAAGUCUACCAGGAAGGACCACUGUAAACUGGCGAGGUCACUGUUGACAGAGCGGAAGUCACUUAAACAGAAUGCUCCCCUGACUGACCGUCUCAUGGCUAAAGCGAUGGCCGUCCAUGUAGAGUAGACAGGAACCAAAGGGAGGUAAUCAAAUACAACUUUAAGGAAAGACAAAAGCGUGAUAUGGAAUCUUUAAUGAGUUACUGGAGGCGAUACCUGGAAUUACAUCAGGCAGCACCUCCAGUAACGGGACAGACACAAAGUUAACAUUGCCAUGCUGUCAUGUUGACAUCAGAUAUCUGGGAGUAAUUGUAUACGGGACAGACACAAAGUUUACAUUGUCAUGCUGUCAUGUUGACAUCAGAUAUCAAGGAGUAAUUGUAUACGGGACAGACACAAAGUUUACAUUGUCAUGCUGUCAUGUUGACAUCAGAUAUCAAGGAGUAAUUGUAUACGGGACAGACACAAAGUUUAGAUUGCCAUGCUGUCAUGUUGACAUCAGAUAUCUGGAAGUAAUUGUAUACGGGACAGACACAAAGUUUGCAUUGCCAUGCUGUCAUGUUGGCAUCAGAUAUCUGGGAGUAAUUGUAUACGGGGCAGACACAAAGUUUACAUUGCCAUGCUGUCAUAUUGACAUCAGAUAUCAGGGAGUAAUUGUAUAUGGGACAGACACAAAGUUUACAUUGCCAUGCUGUCAUAUUGACAUCAGAUAUCAGGGAGUAAUUGUAUACAGGACAGACACAAAGUUUACAUUGCCAUGCUGUCAUAUUGACAUCAGAUAUCAGGGAGAAAUUGUAUACGGGACAGACACAAAGUUUACAUUGCUAUGCUGUCAUGUUGACAUCAGAUAUGUGGGAGUAAUUGUAUACGGGACAGACACAAAGUUUA
Molecule: messenger RNA, 2081 nt
Organism: Mizuhopecten yessoensis (Yesso scallop)
Lineage: Eukaryota; Metazoa; Mollusca; Bivalvia; Pectinida; Pectinidae
Product: tetratricopeptide repeat protein 38-like
Exons: 13
Coding region: 1-1320 (439 amino acids)
Molecular function (GO): protein binding
Source: RefSeq, a predicted model, not a curated record